UGAUACCGUGGAUCGCUUGUGUCAGUAUAAUUUGGGAACCUAAAAAGUCAGCGGCCCGGUUCCAAAUCCAGCGAGGAGGAGGUGGAGGAGGAGGGGCUUAUUUAAUUGUUUUUUCCCUGUACUCCUGCUCCGUGCUAGUACGGAGUACUAGUUAUAUAGUAGUAUAUAUUUGGCGGAGGGAUCCAAAAAUCAAAUGCCAAUCUCCUGGCGGGUCGCCACUCCGACUCCGAGGAAUCCCCUGUGAUUGAGAAGUUAUCUCGAAAUCCUUUCUGGGGUUGGGCGUUUUGGGAUUGGGAUCGGGAUCGGGAUCUUCAGUGCGUAUAUAUGGUCGUAAAGCUCUGCCUUUUUUUCUGCUGCUAGCUGGUGCAUAUUGUUCUAGUCCUUCUUGAGUGGCAUUCAGGAGUCAUACCAUGGGUUGCUUAAAUCAACAGACUGCAGUCAAUGCUGUGGUUAGAGGGCCCAAGGAUGGUUCCUUUAGGUCUUCAAGGGUUGCCUUGGCAUGCAUGGUAAAUUCAGAAAUUGGUGCAGUUUUGGCUGUGAUGAGGAGAAAUGUAAGAUGGGGAGUGCUUUAUGCUGAUGAUGAUCAAGUAGAGCACUCUCUCAUCCAGUCUUUCAAGGAACUACGUAAAAAGAUUUUCUUAUGGCAACAUCAGUGGCAUUCAAUUGAUCCAGUGGUUUACCUUAAACCAUUUCUGGAUGUGAUUCAAUCUGAUGAAACUGGGGCUCCAAUUACUGGCGUUGCUUUGUCGUCAGUUUAUAAAAUUUUAACCCUGGAGAUACUUGAUUCAGAGACUGUGAAUGUUGAUAAGGCUUUGCAUCUAAUUGUCGAUGCUGUAACCAGCUGCCGCUUUGAGGUGACUGAUCCUGCUUCUGAAGAAGUGGCACUAAUGAAGAUACUUCAAGUUCUUUUAGCUUGCAUGAAGAAUAAGGCAUCUGUUCAUUUGAGUAAUCAUCAUGUUUGCAACAUAGUGAACACAUGUUUUCGGAUUGUUCAUCAGGCAAGCUCUAAAGGUGAACUUUUACAGAGAAUAGCACGCCACACUAUGCAUGAAUUGGUUCGGUGCAUCUUUUCGCACCUGCCUGACAUUGGCGACAGACCGCAUGCGUUGGCUGAGGGAAGCAGAAUGUCUGCUGAGACCGAGGUUCAUGUGCCAAAAGAUACUCAUAUUUUGGAAGGUACACAAGGUGUUAAUGCCAAUGGCAGUGCAAAAUUUGAUGGUAAGGCACUACCUCUUAAAGAGGCUUCAGGUAAUCCUGCAUUCACAUCAGCAAGCAAAGUGGAUGAGGAAAUUAUGACACUUGGCUCAGUGGAGGUUGCUCAGAAUGGAGCUGACUCUAUGAUGGAUCCAUAUGGUAUCCCUUGCAUGGUGGAGAUAUUUCAAUUCUUGUGCUCUCUCUUGAAUGUGAUGGAAAUUGAAAGUGGUGUGAGAUCCAAUCCUAUUGCUUACGAUGAAGACGUGCCCUUGUUUGCUUUAGGUUUGAUUAACACAGCAAUAGAAUUGGCUGGGGCUUCCUUUGGAGAUCAUGCUAAAUUAUUGGUCCUGAUACAGGAAGACUUGUUCUAUAAUUUGAUGCAGUUUGGCUUGUCAAUGAGUCCAUUGAUUCUCUCAACUGUUUGCAGCAUAGUUCUCAAUCUGUAUCAUCAUCUGCGUACCAAGUUAAAACUGCAGCUUGAGGCUUUCUUCUCUCGAGUACUAUUAAAGAUUGCUGGAAGCAAGCAUGGAUCUUCUUACCAACAGCAGGAAGUUGCCAUGGAAGCCCUUGUGGAUUUCUGCAGGCAGCCUUUUUUUAUGGCUGAGAUGUAUGCCAAUUUUGACUGUGACAUAUCCUGCAGCAAUGUAUUUGAAGAUCUUGCCAACCUGUUGUCAAAAAGUGCCUUUCCAGUGAACAGCCCAUUGUCCGCAUUGAAUACUCUUGCUCUGGACGGUCUGAUUGCCAUGAUUGAGGGUAUAUCUGAGAGGAUUGGACAUGAGUCAUCAGCCCCAGAAAGGUCUCCAAUACAACCUGAGGAAUAUAGACCAUUUUGGACGGUGACGUGUGAUAAUUAUGGUGAACCUAAUUGCUGGGUCCCCUUUGUUUAUAAGAAGAAGCAAAUUAAGAAGAAAUUGAUGAUUGGUGCUGACCACUUCAACCUUGAUCCCAAGAAGGGCCUGGAAUUUCUUAAAGGUGUAAAUUUGUUGCCAGAUACACGUGACACCCGUAGUGUAGCAUGCUUCUUCAGAUAUACAGCUGGUUUAAAUAAGAAUCUUGUUGGGGAAUUUCUGGGAAGUCAUGAUGAGUUUUGUAUUCAGGUGCUUAAGGAAUUUGCGCAGUCAUUUGAUUUCCAGGACAUGAACUUGGACACUGCACUGCGCAUUUUCUUGGAAACUUUCAGAUUGCCUGGAGAGUCUCAGAAGAUACAGAGAGUGUUAGAGGCAUUUGCAGAAAGAUAUUAUGAGCAAUCACCAGAUAUUCUGGUUAACAAAGAUGCUGUAUUUGUGUUGUCAUAUUCUCUAAUAAUACUCAACACAGAUCAACACAAUUCGCAGGUGAGGAAGAAGAUGACUGAAGAAGAUUUCCUCCGUAACAAUCGUGCAAUAAAUGGAGGAAGUGAUCUCCCUCGAGAGUUCUUGUCUCAACUUUACCACUCAAUCUGUGAGAAUGAGAUCCGAAUGAUUCCAGAGCAAGCUGCUGCUGCUUCAGUAAUGUCACGAAGUCAUUGGAUCAGUUUAGUGCACAGAGCAAAACAAUCUGCUCCAUACAUUUUCUGUGAUUCUGGUCCACAUCUUGACUAUGACAUGUUUGCUAUUUUGUCUGGGCCCACAAUUGCAGCUAUCUCUGUGGUUUUAGAUCAUGUGGAGCGGGACAAUGUUUUGCAUACAUGUAUUGAUGGAUACUUGACAAUAGCUAAAAUUUCAGCGUCCUAUAAUUCUGUCGAUUCAUUAGACGAUUUGGUUGUGUCUCUUUGUAGAUUCACUAAUUUGUUGAUUCCAUCCUUAAACAAUGAAGAAUUUAUUUUAGCUUUUGGGGAUGAUGCUAAAGCUAGGAUGGCAACUGUGGCUGUUUUCACGAUAGCAAACAGGUAUGGUGAUCAAAUUCGCUCAGGAUGGAAAAACAUUCUGGAUUGUAUAUUUAGCCUGAAUAAGCUGGGUCUUCUUCCUGCUCGACUUGCCAGUGAUGCUGUUGAUGACUCAGAGGUUUCUUCUGAUCAAAACCUAGUUAGACCCCCGUCAUCUUCCCCAACAACAUCUACUCCAUCUCCAGUUGCCCCAUCGAGGAAAUCCUCUGGCCUGAUGGGGCGGUUUACUCAACUGCUAUACCUUGACACAGAAGAACCUGAAUCCUAUCCUACCCAAGAACAGGUUGCUGCUCGUCAGCGUUCUCUUCAGACAAUCCAAGACUCUCACAUAGAUAGCAUCUUCGCAGAGAGUAAAUUUUUGCAAGCUGAGUCCCUAUCACAGCUUGUUCAGGCUCUUCUCUUAGCUGCUGGGCGGCCUCGCAAGGCAAACAAUUCUAUGGAAGAUGAAGUCACUGCAGUUUUCUGUCUGGAAUUGUUGAUUGCAAUCACGCUAAACAACCGGGACAGGAUCAUGCUUCUAUGGCAAGGUGUUUAUGAGCACAUAGCCAGUGUUGUUCAGUCAACAGUGAUGCCUUGUGCUCUGGUGGAAAAGGCUGUCUUUGGGCUCCUCCGGAUAUGUCAACGGUUGCUUCCAUACAAGGAAAAUCUGACUGAUGAGCUUCUCAAGUCUUUGCAACUAAUACUGAAACUUGAUGCUCGGGUUGCUGAUGCAUACUGUGAGCAGAUCACACAGGAAGUCAUGCACAUUGUGAAAGCAAAUGCGAUGCAGAUAAGAUCGCAUAUGGGAUGGCGCACUAUUAUAUCACUGCUAUCUAUCACAGCUCGACAUCCAGAGGCAUCUGAAGCAGGUUUUGAGACAUUAUCAUUUAUCAUGUCCGAAGGGGCCCAUCUGUCGCCUGCAAAUUAUGUACUUUGUCUAACUGCCGCCAGGCAGUUUGCCGAGUCCCGAGUUGGUAAUGUUGACCAGUCAAUCAGAUCUUUAGAUCUGAUGGCUGGUUCACUGGACUGCUUGGUACGAUGGUUUUACAAAACCAAGGAAGCCAUGGGGGAGGAAGCUGCCCUAAAAAUGGCUCAGGAUAUAUGGGAAAUGUGGUUGAGGCUGGUACAAGGUCUUAGGAAAGUCUGUGUAGACCAAAGAGAAGAGGUAAGAAAUCAUGCUAUUUUGAUGUUACAGAGGUGCUUAACAGGUGCGGAGGUGAUGCAUAUCCCAGUUGGUUUGUGGUCGCAGUGUUUUGAUCUAGUCAUCUUUACAUUGCUUGACGAUUUAGUUGAAAUUGCACAGCAGCAUUCUGCAAAGGACUAUCGUAAUAUGGAAGGGACACUUGUUCUGUCUCUGAAGCUCUUGUCUAAAGUGUUUUUACAGUUAUUGCACGAUGUCUCACAGUUGGCAUCCUUCAGCGAAUUAUGGUCGAGGGUUCUUAGCUGUAUGGAAAGAUAUAUGAAAGUGAAAUUCAGAGGGAAACGAAGUGAAAAGAUCCAUGAAUUAGUCCCUGAGCUCCUGAAAAACACAUUGCUUAUUAUGAAGUCAAGUGGGCUUCUCGUGCCAAGUGAAGAGGACAAUUUUUGGCAGUUAACUUGGUCGAGCGUGAAAAUUUUGGCCCCAUCUUUGCAAUUAGAAGUUUUUUCUAGUGAUGAAUUGGAGCAGCUGCAGCAGAAGACGCAAACGAAUGGUUGUAGUCCUAUCCAAGAUGGAAAUGUUAUAGUUCCCCCUAGUGAAACAAGAGCUUGAAGAUAGAUUUUCAACUACAGGCUCGGGACAGUGAUUAAUUGAGGCGUCAAAGUGUCCAUAUUGUUGGGUGGAAGUCAUAACAUGAGCCAGAGAGUCCGGUUGCAACCCAAGGAGAUGAUGAUCUUGGUGACUGAGUUUGAGAUGUGGUGAAAGAAGAGGGUGAAGUAAACGAUUUUUGUUGAAGCCAAAGCUGAUAUUUGAUACUUGCAAAUUGUUUUAUGUGGCCAUUACAAGUACAGAUACCAGCCUUUGUUUUGAGGGCAGUUUGGUGCCCUUCUUCUUCCCCAAAUGAGGGGGUUAGGAGAGAAAUAGGUUAUUUUACUUGUUAAAUUUUGUUUUGUGCUGUUUUGGGGCUGUCAAAUAGAUAGUAGUUGCUGCGCUAAAAUGAAUUAUUCUUAGCUAUUCAUUCCAUUUGUACAAAAAGUACCCUACCCAAUGUUACUACUAACCGGUAUAUUAGUGAAUUUCGCUUUUGCGCCA
Messenger RNA from Coffea eugenioides, 5267 nucleotides. RefSeq names its product ARF guanine-nucleotide exchange factor GNOM-like. The record is from RefSeq and is a predicted model, not a curated record. Gene Ontology annotation, molecular function: guanyl-nucleotide exchange factor activity. Lineage: Eukaryota; Viridiplantae; Streptophyta; Magnoliopsida; Gentianales; Rubiaceae. The transcript has 3 exons. Bases 411 to 4787 code for a protein of 1458 amino acids. Gene Ontology annotation, biological process: regulation of ARF protein signal transduction.